Messenger RNA from Myzus persicae (green peach aphid), 1812 nucleotides. RefSeq names its product E3 SUMO-protein ligase KIAA1586-like. The coding region runs from base 1 to 1812 and encodes 603 amino acids. Lineage: Eukaryota; Metazoa; Arthropoda; Insecta; Hemiptera; Aphididae. The transcript has 8 exons. The record is from RefSeq and is a predicted model, not a curated record.
AUGGACAGAUUUGUAAUUAGAGUACCAAACUCCAAGGAUUCCCAGAAUACUAUUGACAAUUUUAAGCAAGUGUCCACAGAAAAUAAUGUUGUGACAUCCAAGUCAGAUUUACAACCGCCGAAAAAAAAAAAAAAAAUGGUAAUUGAAUCUCAAAUAAAAACUAAGAAGAAUACAUCUUUUGACAUGGAAGUGCCAUCAAGUGAUUUUGAUAACAAUCCAGAAGUGCCUCAGAUAAAUAUAACACAAAUGACCAAUAAUGAUUCAGAAAUUGUUAAAAUUUUAUGGCCUUCAGAUUGGUCUGCUGAACAAUGGGCAGAAAAAAAACAAAAAUAUACUUGGCUUUAUUGUCAAAAUGGACUUUUGGGGUGUACAACUUGUUCUGAAGUUAGUAAUUUUAAAACAUUUAAGAGUCAAGAUUUUGAAAUUUCCAAAGAAUGGUCAUCGUGUCAAAUUAAUGGUGGUAAUAGCAUUAAAAAAGAAACAAGACUUGCUAGCCUUCGGAAUAAAAUAAAAAGACAUACUUCAUCCAAAGCGCAUAAGACAGCUUUUCAUUUUAUAAUGCAGAAAGAAGAAAAUGUUCUUUCUAAACAAUUUGAAAAAUCGAAAAUUGUUACUAAUAUUAUUGAGACUGGAGCCAAAUUAUCAGUUUUAAUUGAUGAAUCUACUACCGUUAGUGCAGUUUGUGGUAUGGUUGUUUUUAUUAAAGCUUCCAUUUCUUGUGAUGAUCCUAUUUUUAUUUUCUUAGACCUUGUUGAGCUUGUUAGUCAAACAGCUGAAAACAUUGUGAAUCAACUUAUUGAGUGUUUAAAAGAGUCUGGUUUUAAUGAUCAUUACUUAAUAAAUAACUGGAUAUCAUUUGUAAGCGAUGGUGCUAGCGUAUUGUUAGGGAAAAAAAACGGUGUAGCGAAACGUUUACAAGAAAGAUAUCCAUUAAUUUUCAGUUUACACUGUAUGAAUCAUAGAUUAGAGCUGGCAGUAGGCGAUUCAGUUAAAGAUGUUAAUGCUGUUGGACGUGUAUUGGACGUCCGCUGGGUGGCUAGUAGCUUAAGAGCAGUUAAAGUUGUAUGGAAAAUGUUUGAAGCUUUAUGUAACCAUUUUUCAAGUGCAUCGUCUGACAUAAAUAGGGAUGGUAAAACAAGAGCCAAAUACAGUGGACUAAGAAAAAGGCUAGCUAGUCCUGAAUUUCUAUUAGAUCUUGGUUUAAUGUGUGAUUGUCUUAAUGAAUUAUCCGUCUUGUCAAACAUACUCCAGAAGCGUUCUGUAACUUUAAUUCAAGCUCAACAACAUAUAAAUAGGAGUGUAAGAGUUUUGGUUUCAUUUAAAGAAUUAAAAGGUGAAUACAUGACUAAAGCAACAGUCGCAGUAAAUGACAUGUCUUUUAAAAAUAUUAAAUUAGAAAAGAACUCUAAAUUAGUUAACAUCAAUCAUAAUCAAUUUCUUACCAGUCUUGUUGAUAACUUAAAAUCUAGGCUCUUGGAUAAAGAACAAGAUAUUUCAGUAAUUCAGGAUAUGCAAAUCAUGGAUACAACAGAGUGGCCGGAUGACUACAACAUACGUUAUGGCGAAGAUAAAAUUAACCGAUUAUGCAAACGUUUUCAACUUAAUAAGAAUGAUGCUAUUAAUGCAGAGUGCGAACGAGGGUUUAGUUUGAUGAACAAUAUAUGCACAAAGUUACGUUCUAGGCUAACUAUUCAACAUAUGGUCAGUCUUAUGUUUAUUAAUAUCAAUGGACCCCCACUAGAACAAUGGGAACCAGAAACUUAUGUCAGUAGUUGGUUGGAAUUUUUAAAUAUACCCAGACCAUCUGUUUAA